AAGCAGCAUUAUGAAGACCAUCCAGACAGAUUUGACCAUCUUUACUUAGUUCUCUGCAGAGAAGGCUUAUCUGGAUGUCGUUAUUUCUGGGAGGUGGAGAGGGAUGGUGACAUGGCUGACAUUGGUGUGGUGUACAGAGGACUGAAGAGGAAGGGACGGGUGGAUGAAAGUUGGAUUGGAGCCAACAGGAAGUACUGGUGUUUAUUCUGCUCUGAUAGCCUCUAUUUAUUUUACCAUUCUGGAGUCAGCAGAUGCAUCCCUGGUCCUGUUUCUAAGAGAGUUGGAGUGUAUCUGGACUGGCCAGCUGGUACUUUGUCCUUCUAUAGUGUGUCCUCCUCUGGUACACUGACACACCUUUACACAGAACACACCACAUUCACUGAACCCCUCUAUCCUGGGUUUGGGUUGAGCGUUUUCUCUUCCUCAGUGACCCUGUGUCAGAUAGAUGAUCAACACAAUCAAAGCAGAGACCAUGGUGGAGAGUGUUGUAUCAAGCCUGGACCUGAGAAAUGGAUUCCUCAGAGCUGUAAGACUUGUGACCAUGUUGAGGACUCCACACACUGGCUUCCGAUUGAACCCUUGACUUCCACUGUCCAGGGAGUGACAAUGUUCAGGAACAGGACACCCAAAGGGCGUUAUGAGUGCACAGUGUCUGGGCUCCGCUGGGUGUGUGACAGAGAUGUCAUUCUGAAGUAUCACUUCAGUAACUGGUAUCCCUACAGUCACCUUCUGAAAGACAUGCAGUACGGACAAGGUGGUCCAUUGCUGGACAUCACUAUGGAGUUAGGUGAACUGGAGGAAGUUCAUCUGCCACACUUUGUCUGUUUAGGGACCAACCCUUCCCUGAGGAAUGAGAUGAAGAUUCUUCAUGUAGAGGAACAUGGAGUGUCUGUUGAGGAAGUGCAUGAGGUCACCAGAUUCCAUGCUAAGAUUCUCCAUCCCAAGUUCUCAGCUAUCUCUGUUAUACUGAGCUAUAUCUUUUCGUGGAACAUAGAUGUCCACUGUGAGCUGAUGCUCUAUAUGACAGUGAAAAAGGAAACACUAAUUCCACGCCUAUACCUGUUCCCCAGUAACCCCAGCCAAAUACAGGCUGUGGAACAACAGGAAAAGUCUCAAGGGUCUUCAAGGGUUCUCAUCUCAAGACCAGAGCAGGCCUUCAAACUGAAUAGUUACUUCAGACUGAACAUUCCCUGUUCUACCUACAUCAAUCCACAGAAGAUUCAUCUCAUACAUAGAGACUCCACACCAAGCUUUUUCAAGGCGGUUGUGAAAAUGACAGGGGUUGACAUUGAGAUGGAGUUAUUCGGUGAUGAUGAGAGGAUUGCAUGGAAAGAAGUGGUAUCACAAGAUGAAUACAUCACUGCCACCCAUUCAACAACAUUAACAGUCCCUGACAUUCCUGCUGAGGAGUUUCUGAAGAAACACUGGGCUAAACUAAUUCAGCGAACCAAAAACUCAAUGCCAAUAGCAGAUGAUCUGUGGUCAAAGAACAUGAUUGGUGAAGAAGAGCACUCCAGAAUAACAGCUGAAACAACUGAACAGGACCGAAUGAGAAAACUACUGAAAGCAGUCAUCCCCAAAGGACCAGAAGUGACGGGAGCUUGUCUCAAAGCUCUCGUUGAACAUGAAAACCAUCUUGUUAAGGACUUGAGUGAAUCUAGGUAAGACAGUUUUCUUUGCUCCCUCCCUUGAAUA
Coregonus clupeaformis (lake whitefish) is the source of this 1695-nucleotide messenger RNA. RefSeq names its product NACHT, LRR and PYD domains-containing protein 1 homolog. Gene Ontology annotation, biological process: regulation of apoptotic process. Gene Ontology annotation, molecular function: protein binding. The record is from RefSeq and is a predicted model, not a curated record. The transcript is spliced from 10 exons. Bases 112 to 1665 code for a protein of 517 amino acids. Lineage: Eukaryota; Metazoa; Chordata; Actinopteri; Salmoniformes; Salmonidae.